This is a messenger RNA of Adineta ricciae, 1557 nucleotides long. NCBI's taxonomy places the organism in Eukaryota, Metazoa, Rotifera, Eurotatoria, Adinetida, Adinetidae. The record is from the annotation of a GenBank genome assembly.
AUGACAACACUACUGAAUCUUCAUCGAGUGAAAUAUCAAUGUAGUUGUGGAUCGUUUAAAUCGUUAUGUUAUUUAUACUUUUGCCGACAUUGUUUGAAGAUUAAAUGCAAAGACUGUGUUAUAUUAGAAGUCGAUUGUCGUUUUUGCCCAAGUUGUUAUGAACAUCUUCAAUCACAUGAAGCAAUUACUCGCAAGAAUCGUUGUCAAAGUUGUUUUUCUUGUCCAUGUUGUAAUCAUACGUUGGUCACACGAGCAACGAACACAUCAGCAGCUAUGCCGAUUAGUUUAAACACGACAUCGGAUAGUGGCAAUGCUGGAGGUGGAGAUGCUGAUGAGAGUAUCAGCAGUACAAAUGUUAGUGGGUUACAAACGCCAUCGAAAAAGGUUUACUAUUUGGCAUGUAGUGUUUGUCGUUGGUCAACACGAGAUAUUCGUCUUGCUGAUCAACCGACAUUAAAUUCUUGGAAAGCGCAGGAUAAUAUUCACGAAGGGAGAUUUAAUGAACUUCUACAACAUUACAAACAGAUAGCUACACGUGAGAAACAGGAACGUGAUCGAAAACGAUAUUCCACUGUUAAAUUACGUUCUGCUUUGCCAACAACAACAACAUCGCGAUCAUCAUCGGAUAAAUAUGGUCUCCUAGCACCGGUCACCCGCCGCGGAAUUCGCACGAGUGGGAUAUUGAAAAGUCCAUCGGUAACUGAAUCUCCGAAUUCAACUAAUCCAACAAUAAAACCAUCUGAUCCAAUCACAGAAAUCGAACCACUUGAUGAAAAUCUCUUCCUAAGCAACACAUUUGACUUCAACAAGCUCACAACUAUCACCCAACGACUGAAUUCGGUAGAAAUUCAACCGUUAACCGUUGAUCGACUCUAUCCGCUGGCAAAACAUUUUACAUCGAAACAGUCGAAACGUUGCAAAGAAUGCGAUCAUAACGUUCUCAAACCAGAACCAUCGCCAAAAUUGAUCAAAUUCAAAUUACAUCAAAUGGCUCUCUUUUUCAUUCCAGAAAUUCGCAUUUGGCAUCAUCCAGCAUGGUCAGCGACUGAAAGUAACCCAUGUGUUCUCUCCAUAGUCAAUCAACUCGAUGAACAAACAAUAUUGAAAUUAUAUACAUUAGAUGAAAUUCGUGAAGAAAACAUUGAUAAAGAUUUGAUCGACCGAAUCAAUCAAUUAGAUGAGUACAUUCUAACAAGUCAACUCACAUUGCCGAUAAGUAAAGAUCGUUCCAUUAAAUUACACCCACAUGUCGAACCGAAUGAAACAGACACGAAACUGGACGACGAAUUUCGACAGAGUGAUUCGAGAGAAUUGGUUCUCUAUCGAAAAUUUGCUAAAAUAGCUAUUCGAUGUUAUAUCAAACUCAAAUCUUCAUCUGUAAAGACAAUUCUUGGUGCAUUUAUCAUCGAACAUCGCGUUGUUGGAAUAUCUUCGAUUGUUAGUACACCGACUGCCACAAGUUCCAAUCCAGUAACUCGAAACGUUCGACACAUAAUUUUAAUUGAUUUCGGUCCAACCGAUGAACCAGCUCUUACUCUUCAUUCAUCAUUAGCUUAA